GUUCCGCUAUCAGCGAGCAGUGACGUGUCAGUUCCCUUCAGCAGCAGCAGCAGUCAGAACCGGACACAGACCCGGAGGGAGCCGGAGCAGAAAUAAUGGCACCUAAAGGCGGUAAUAAGCAGCAGUCCGAGGAGGAUUUACUUCUGCAGGACUUCAGCAGGAACCUUUCUGCUAAAUCCACCGCACUGUUUUACGGAAACGCGCUCAUUGUGUCCGCCAUCCCCAUCUGGCUUUUCUGGAGGAUCUGGCACAUGGACCUGGUGCAGUCAGCGGUUCUGUAUGCCGUCAUGACUCUAGUCAGCACAUAUCUGGUGGCGUUCGCUUACAAGAACGUCAAGUUCGUCCUCAAGCACAAGGUCGCUCAGAAACGUGAAGAUGCCGUUUCCAAGGAGGUAACCCGCAAACUGUCGGAGGCCGAUAACCGUAAGAUGUCUCGCAAAGAGAAGGACGAGAGGAUUCUGUGGAAGAAGAACGAGGUGGCGGAUUAUGAGGCCACAACGUUUUCCAUCUUCUACAACAACACUCUGUUCCUCGUGCUGGUCAUCAUCGCCUCCUUCUUCCUCCUGAAGAACUUCAACCCAACAGUGAACUACAUUCUGUCCAUCAGCGCCUCGUCUGGUCUCAUCGCUCUGCUGUCCACGGGCUCAAAGUGAGAGAGAGAAUGAAAACUAAAGCAUGGAAGAAGAAAAAGGAUGAACAAAUGAAAGACUGUGUGGAGGUGUUUGGUGAACAGGGUGCAGGAGACUUUAUCAGAGGACUUUCAUGAAAUUCAUGAUCCGUGUGAUGCCGAGGGUCGUUUCUGACUCUCUCACUUUUUAUACCAAUAAAUGACCUUUAACCCUGAUCAUUAA
This is a messenger RNA of Neoarius graeffei (lesser salmon catfish), 851 nucleotides long. It is a transcript of the gene ssr3, whose product is annotated as signal sequence receptor, gamma. Gene Ontology annotation, biological process: SRP-dependent cotranslational protein targeting to membrane. Gene Ontology annotation, cellular component: membrane; endoplasmic reticulum. The transcript has 5 exons. Lineage: Eukaryota; Metazoa; Chordata; Actinopteri; Siluriformes; Ariidae. The record is from RefSeq and is a predicted model, not a curated record. The coding region runs from base 96 to 653 and encodes 185 amino acids.